AAGUAUAGCUGCAUUUCGCCUCAAAAGUUGAAAAAUCGCGAGGCAGCUGCACAUACGAACACAUUGCGACCCUGCUCACUCGCCCGCCUGCUUGCUACUUGUGGCUGCUAGGCCGGAAUUGAUUUCGCGAGUAGCUACGUAGCACUCGCUUGCACUCCGCGCGGGGGUUACGAUGGCGGUCGCAUGAAGUUGGGGGGUUCGCGUGAGCUGUCCAUCGUCGGGCGGGUUGGGUGAGAGGAGUGGGGGAGGACGUCGCAGCCCACACCGAGCAGUGUGGGCUCCUCGCAUAUCCCUCACUCAGCGAAUCGCCGUUCAAUGCGCACAGCGUGCGACAAAUUAUUUAAGCCAGCGCGCCCCAUGUCACAUUGUUGUGCACAUUGCAAGUGACACGCUCGCACGCAUCGCCACGCAUCCCCUGCCUCGCGUUUCCAGCCCCUCUCGUUUCACACCGACGUCGCUAGGCCCUCGGCCCCGGCGCGCUUCCGUCGACUGAAUCUUUCUAUCCAACUGCGGACCUCUGCUCGCUAGGGCGCGCUGCCAAGAUGUAUCCAAACAACUGGGAUGACUACAUGUGGCUGGUGAUUGUGGGCGCGCUGGCAGCCUUCUUCAUGGCCUAUGGCAUUGGUGCCAAUGACGUCGCCAACUCUUUCGGAACCAGUGUCGGUGCCAAGACCCUCACUCUGGCUCAGGCCUGCUGCAUCGCCGCCAUUUUCGAGUUCGCUGGUGCAAUUGGCCUGGGCGGCGAGGUUGCAAAAACCAUUGCAGGCUCCAUCGCCCGCCCCGCGGCCUUCCAGAACAACCCCGAGCUGUUCGCGUACGGCAUGAUGUGCUCCCUCAUCGCCGCCGGCACCUGGGUGAUCAUCGCCACCUACUUCUGCCUGGCCGUGUCCACUACACAUGCCGUCGUUGGUGCCGUGAUGGGCUUCGCGCUGGUGUGGGGCGGCAAGGGCGCCGUUGUGUGGAACGACCAUAAGCCAGAGUUCCCCUACUCCAACGGCCUGGUGCCGGUCAUUUGCUCCUGGUUCGUGUCGCCCGUCACCGCUGGCAUUGCCUCGUCCAUCCUGUUCUUCCUGAACCGCAUCUUCGUGCUGCGCCGCGAGCGCAGCACGACCUUCGCCAUCUGGGUCUUCCCCGUCCUGGUGUACCUCACCGUCUUCAUUAACGUGUUCUUUGUCAUCUACAAGGGAGCGAAGAGCGUUGCCAAGUGGAGCCCGAACAAGUCGGCUUGGGUGGCGGCGGUGGUGGCUGCCGGCGCAUUUGCUCUGGCCGUGAUCCCGGGCACCUGGCUGCUGCGCCGCAAGGUCGCCCGCGACAUGGAGGAGGCCGCGCAGAAGGCCGCGGACGCGGAGGCCAACACCGGCAAGCCCAAGACCAGCGACGACGGCGCCGAGGCCGCCGAGGACGGCAACGCCUCCAAGGCCAUGCAAAUGUUCAACUCGCUGAAACGCGCCGCCACCCACGGCCUGCGUCAGGAUAUCCACGAGAAAGUGGAGUCCGACCGCGACUUCCACGACCUGCACGCUGCUGCUGAGGUGUUCUCGCCCGAGACUGAGCAGGUCUACAAGUACCUGCAGGUGUUCUCCGCGUGCGCCGUGUCGUUCGCGCACGGUUCCAACGACGUCGCCAACGCCAUCGGCCCCUUUUCCGGCAUCUGGCACGUGUACAAGUUCUGGAAUGUGUCCUCUAACGGCGAGACCCCCGUCUGGGUUCUGGCGCUGGGCGGUGCCGGUAUUGUGGUCGGCCUGGCCACCUACGGCUACAACAUCAUCCAGACUCUGGGUGUGGGCCUUGCUAAGAUGACUCCCGCCCGUGGCUACUGCGCUGAGCUGGCCGCCGGCAUCACCAUCUCUAUCGCCUCCGUGUACGGCCUGCCCGUGUCCACCACCCAGAUCAUCACCGGCGGCGAGCUGGGCGUGGGCCUGGUGGAGAACAUCCGCACCGGCGUCAACUGGAAGCUGCUGGCCAAGCAACUUCUGGGCUGGGUGUUCACCCUCAUCGUGGCCGGCUUCCUGUGCGCCGCUCUGUUCGCAUACGGCGCCUACGCGCCCUCGCUCACCAUGGCCAAGGACAUUGCGGUGUACCAGAACACGAUGCGCGCCGCCGCCACCAACCUGAACAAGCUGAUGAACGUCAGCAACUACGCCGUGGGCGCCACCUUCCCCACCGCCUUCGACAAGGGCCUCAACUCCUCCAUCAACAGCAACCUCAAGACGUUGACCAACAUGUUUAACACCAAGACUAUCGGCUACGUUGACCCCUACCAGCUGGGCCAGCAGCUCAACACCUCCAUCGCCACCUACCUGAACCAGUCCGUGACCGUCACCGGCUUCAACCGCAGCAGCCGCGCCUACGUGCCCGCCGGCGCCGCCUACCCCGACACCACCAUCCAGGUGCAGCCCAACCAGUAAACAGUAACCACCCCGGCCCGUGGUGGUAUGGUUCGGGGCUUCGGUGAACCAACUGUGGCAGCCGCUGCUGGUCUGGUGGGCCUGACAAGCGGUUGCAUCAGUUGCAUGCUAUCAAUUUGAUGGAUUGCGUGUCAUCAGUGAUCGACUGGGUUGGGUAGUGGGUUUACAUGGACAAGCCCCGCUCCCGCGAUGCUUGGCGAGCGCUGAACAGCAGGUGAUAGCAUGUGUAUAUCGAUUGAGGAGAGCAGAGGACCUAUUGCGCAGGGCUGCACUGGCCGGUACGGCGCCAGACCUACCUGAGGUGCGUGGCCUCUGUUGUUUUCUUCAGCAUUAGAGAUGCUUAAGGUAGCAGGGAUUGCCUGCUGUGACCGAGCGGAUGGAGCUAAUGCGGGUGCAGGUUGCCCCGCUGUCUGGCUGCCGUUGCAAAGACCGUGAAUGGUGGUGUGCUGUUGGGUAUGAACAACGUGCUGACCAUGUUGUCCUGCGUACAGUCUAUGACGGGUGUGCCACUCUUUGAGGGAGCUGUGUUUGUUGAGCGCGUGCUCUUUCAAGCGGAAUCGUGUGACUAGCCAUUACAAUUUAGGAUGCGUUGACUAUUGCACAUUUGGCAAUCCUUGCAUACAUGCGCCAUGACAAGAAGGGACAGUCCUGCCAAGCAAGGGUGCCCCGCACCCAGGUCCUUGUAUGCGGUACACUCCGUCCUAUCCCCUCGUUCCUGCAAUCCCUGCCAACAUUUCUAUCUACUACAACACAAACAAUGCCGCUGUAACAAUGCGUCUGC
This is a messenger RNA of Chlamydomonas reinhardtii, 3189 nucleotides long. RefSeq lists its product as uncharacterized. The record is from RefSeq and is a predicted model, not a curated record. Gene Ontology annotation, cellular component: membrane. Gene Ontology annotation, biological process: phosphate ion transmembrane transport. Bases 570 to 2408 code for a protein of 612 amino acids. Gene Ontology annotation, molecular function: phosphate transmembrane transporter activity. The transcript has 19 exons. NCBI's taxonomy places the organism in Eukaryota, Viridiplantae, Chlorophyta, Chlorophyceae, Chlamydomonadales, Chlamydomonadaceae.